This is a messenger RNA of Alternaria alternata, 1679 nucleotides long. Its product is annotated as PH domain-like protein. The transcript is spliced from 2 exons. The coding region runs from base 385 to 1605 and encodes 406 amino acids. The record is from RefSeq and is a predicted model, not a curated record. Lineage: Eukaryota; Fungi; Ascomycota; Dothideomycetes; Pleosporales; Pleosporaceae.
AGACGUCAGACCCUGCUGACAUAGCCAUAUGCAACCCAACGGCCUCCCUGCCGAAGCGUCGCAUGCACCCCCCUCCCGUCCUGCGUCGUCUGCGAUCGCCGGCGGCGGCCUUUUGUUUGACCUCACCACUUGGGCCGGCCUGCCUGCCUGGCUGCCAUGUCCUUAUAGCCUGUGCGCCUGCCGUCGCUGGUGCGGUUUGCGCCCCAUGCAUUCCCCCUGUCCCCUCGCCUACCGUCUGUCGAUCUCCCAUAACACUCGGGAUAUAACCAACGCGCUCGAGCAUCGCAACGCCCCUAUAGCCGCCUACCUUCACUCCCACCACCGAGCCCGCGACCACUCAUCCCGCCCACCCCGCCUACCGUGAAUGUGACUCCUACCGCCGACAUGGCAGCGACACUGGACGGCCAGCACACGCCCGCCAAACCCGUUGCGAUCCGCUCUGCUGGCAUGAAGCUGGACCCGCCCCAUAUACACAACAUCAAGACGCUCAGCGCCAGCGUCGACAUCAUGUCGCCCGUCAACCAGAACGGCUGCUUCGAGUUCGACCGCAUCAUCAAGGCCGGCACCGUCGUCAAGCGCACGAGGAAGACAAAGCAAUGGAAGCCCGUCUACAUCGUCCUGCGCCCCAACUGCCUCUCCAUCUACAAGGACAAGCACGAGACCAAGCUGCGCCACCAGAUCAACCUCUCCGAGAUCACGGCAGUUGCGCGCCAGAGGGACUCGAAGAAGAAGAUGGAGCACGUCUUUGGCAUCUUUUCGCCCGCCCGCAACUACCACCUCGGCGCAUCCACAGACAAAGACGCUCAGGACUGGGUGCACCUCAUACGUACCGAGGCGCGCAUUGGCGAGCACGAGGCUGAGAUGACCGUCAUGAGUCCCACAGCCACAAAGAAGACGUUUGCAGGCUUUGGCCGCGCAACCAGAGAAAACAUUGUUUCCAGUUCCUCCGAGACAGAGCCGAGACCCUCGAGCUCCAUCGCCCCGGAGAACAUGCACAGCGCCCGCCGUCCCUCACAAGCCCUCAACUACUCCGGCGGCGAGCGCGGCUCCAUCUCCGACUUUGACUUCUCCGACACCAACCAAGCCUCCGCCAACUCUCCGCCCCCGAGAACACCACAGCAGCAACAACCCAACGCGAGCCAGCAGAGCAACAUCGGCGCCACACCCGACGACGAGCGCGUCGUCUACCACGGCUGGCUCUAUGUCCUCAAAUCCAAAGGCGGCGUGCGCCAGUGGAAGAAGAUCUGGGUGGUGCUGCGACCAAAGUGCCUUGCUUUUUACAAAAACGACGAUGAAUACUCCGCGACCCACAUCAUCCCCUUCACCAACAUAAUCGAUGCCGUCGACAUAGACCCACUCUCGCGAAGCAAGCAAUACUGCAUGCAGGUCAUAUGCGAGGACAAGAAUUACAAAUUCUGCGCUUCAGACGAAGAUGCCCUAGCCAAGUGGCUCGGCGCGUUCAAGAGCUUGCUGGUCAAGAAGAAGGAAGUGCCUCAGACACGCAUACAGCAGGCAGCUCCUAGCACCAUCAACAUCCAACCAGCAACCCCAAGCCUCGUGUCUUCACCCAUACUGCCAGCGCAGCAGCCUCUCUCCAUCAGAUGACCCUCGCUUGCCAUCCCCGACACUCCUUCCAAACACCAAUUGUACAUACGCUGGCCCUCGUAUCCUCUUCGAAA